Messenger RNA from Lolium rigidum, 1037 nucleotides. RefSeq names its product WASH complex subunit 1-like. The record is from RefSeq and is a predicted model, not a curated record. The coding region runs from base 1 to 834 and encodes 277 amino acids. NCBI's taxonomy places the organism in Eukaryota, Viridiplantae, Streptophyta, Magnoliopsida, Poales, Poaceae. The transcript is spliced from 3 exons.
AUGAAGUCCGGUUCAGGAAUAGAACCGGAGGACCGCAUCCAAGCACCGGUUCACGGGCACAGGCAACGCCAGGACUCGUACUACGCCGCCACUCCGCCCUCUGAUGGGGCCCCGAGCGCUGUGGCAGCCGACGGCGGCGCCGAUGCCUCCUCGCCGUCACCUCUCCCUGCAGCGCCCGUCGACCGACCCCAAGAACGUUUCCAUGCGCAGGCCGGAGGCGGAAGCCGCGGCACCCAUGGAUCGAGCUCCGCUGCGGCGUGGGUCGGGCCCGACGACAUUCCUUUUCUGGCACCUCCCGCUCCAAGAUCCGUGGGAAGCAGCCCAUCCACCCCCUCCCCCGACGGCGCCUCGGCAUUCGGAGCCGGGGCGUCAAGCUCCGCGACGGGCAGGGGCAAGGGGGUAAAGUGGAGGCAUCCGGUGGUGGUGCCGAAGGAGGCGAGGCGGCCGUUCGACUCCAGGCUAGUGUUCGAACAGUUGGUACGAGAGCAGGCAGCUAUCAACGAGGCUCAUAUACAAUGGGCAGAGAGAGAGGAGGAGGAGAAGAAGAAGAAACCGGUGGAACAGGUGAAAUCGUCGCACGCCAAGAAGGCGCUCUGGAGCAAGUUUAAAAACUAUUUCACCCGCAAGAGAAAGAUUGUUGAUAGAGAAGGAAGGAGAAUAUAUUCGGAACAUGUGGGUCACCAGGUUUGGGUCCAUUUUGCCUUAUAUUCAAAACAGAAGUUCAUGAAAUAUCAGGAUCAAAAUCCUAGAUCACAUGAUACUGUGAUUCUUUAUGGUCCUGUACAAUCAACUGUUCGGAGGGAUGAUGUUCUCUUUUAUGGAAUACUAUAUUGAAUGUUAACUCUUGCUUGUGAUAGUCUGAUAGAACCUGAGCUGUCUUUGUAGUGAUGUUGAGUUCACCAGAAAUUAAUGGAUGUAUUUUCUUCUUUUAUUAUUGAACAACAUCGAAUCAGUAUCAAUGAUAGAAUUAAAAUACAUGUUAGUGGUUCCAUACAUUUUCAAAGCAAACGGAAACCUGAAAAUUGGAAUCAAACAAA